AUAAUUUAUUGUGUAGAGGCAAAACAGUAACACAAAAGGCAUCCUUGUUUCGUGUGAUUUGUUUACACUCAUUCUCUCUCCAUAAUCAUUCUUCUUCACCAAGUUUCCAAUGACGUACUGUAUUUAUUAACCUUCAGCAAUCCAUAGUACUACUGCAAAAAUGGCGGAAGAGAGGUCGGAGAUAGCCUUCUUCGACUUGGAGACAGCUGUUCCAACCCGAACCGGCCAGGGCUUCGCCAUAUUGGAAUUCGGAGCCAUCCUCGUUUGCCCCAGGAAGCUGGUGGAGCUUCACAGCUACUCCACCCUCGUUCGACCCGCCGACCUCUCCCAUAUCACUUCCCUCUCCGUCCGCAGCAACGGGAUUACCAAGGACGCCGUCGUUUCUGCUCCCACUUUCGCUCACAUUGCAGACAUCGUUUACGAUCUGCUGCACGGAAGAAUAUGGGCUGGCCAUAACAUAUUGCGCUUUGAUUGUGCUCGAAUACGAGAGGCAUUUGCCGAGAUUAACAUGCCAGCGCCGGAGCCUAAAGGGACUAUUGAUUCCCUACUACUGUUAACGCGAAAGUUUGGAAGAAGAGCUGGUGAUAUGAAGAUGGCAAGUCUUGCAACUUAUUUUGGGAUUGGGAAGCAAACACAUAGGAGCCUGGAUGAUGUACGCAUGAAUCUUGAAGUCCUUAAGUAUUGUGCAGCAGUUCUGUUAUUGGAAUCCAGCCUUCCAGACAUAUUUACUGAGAACAGCUGGGUUUCUCCCAAUGCGAUCACAAGAAGUCGAAGUAAUGGAAAAAAGUCCACAGAGCAGAUUGGGAAGGAUGGACUUAUCCAAUCACCUAGUGACAAGUUUGCAUAUCCAUCAAAAUCGUCUCUAUCUCCAGUAAAGAUUGAAUUUUCAUCAACAUUAUCUCCAUCUUCAGUGAAUAUGCUUAUGACACAAACGGCUGGUGAAGUGAAUGGGUCACUUGAACCCAAUGCAGCAAGUGUUGGCCCAUUUGACUUGGGUGGGAUGCUUGCUGUAAUGGAGGAGCCUCUCCCGGAGGACGAUAAGGAAGAAGAGAAAGCUGCCAUAAUAUCUCAAGAGUCUUCAACUGCAGUAGAGGGUGGACCUUUGCAUAGCUGUAAUGACUUCUUGGAGCCUGAUGGCAUUUCAAUACCUUUAAUAUCUGUUACUCUUGCACCCUCUUACCCUGGAACUCAAAGAAUGCAUAUAUUACACCAAAACUCCCCUUUGCAACUUAAAUGUGCAAGCCUGAAAGUUCGCUUUGGGUUCAGCACAAAGUUUGUAGAUCAUGCAGGUCGGCCACGUUUGAAUUUUGUUGUGGAUGCAUCACAGAAUUUGUGCAAUAUUCUAGACGGAGCUGAUAGGCUAGCCCAGAAGCUUUCCACUGAUUCUGGUAGCUCCUCGGAGUGGCAUCAUGUAGUAGCUAGGAAACAAGGCUUCUUCAAUUCUCCCACAGUCAGAUUGCACCUUCCCACUUUAGUUGAUGGCGAAAUCAGCCGAUGGACAACAGAGAUAUACCAGAAGGAGAGUUCAACUUCAAUCAUGCACAAGCUUACAUUUAGUAGAUUCGACGUUACUGAACUGAAUUCUGUAUUCAAUCCCGGUACCGUUGUUGAUGCCUAUUUCUCAGUGGUUGCCUAUGAUUUUCAGCAAAAUGCUGGCAUCCGAUUAGUGGCAAAGAAGCUGAUUGUUCACCAAGCUGAUGAUAAGUUAAAGGCUUAACUUUUGGGUAGUCACAGGAAUUCAGUACUGAUGCUGUAAAUGAAGACAUUUUAUGCUCACCAACUUGUCUGACAAAUUGUUUAUUGGAAAUCAAGACUACUUCUUACAA
Salvia splendens (bonfire salvia) is the source of this 1826-nucleotide messenger RNA. RefSeq names its product protein NEN1. Lineage: Eukaryota; Viridiplantae; Streptophyta; Magnoliopsida; Lamiales; Lamiaceae. The transcript has 6 exons. Bases 161 to 1717 code for a protein of 518 amino acids. Gene Ontology annotation, molecular function: nucleic acid binding; 3'-5' exonuclease activity. The record is from RefSeq and is a predicted model, not a curated record.